This is a messenger RNA of Colletotrichum karsti, 2859 nucleotides long. Its product is annotated as transcription factor. Gene Ontology annotation, cellular component: transcription regulator complex. Gene Ontology annotation, biological process: regulation of transcription by RNA polymerase II. Bases 1 to 2859 code for a protein of 952 amino acids. The transcript has 3 exons. The record is from RefSeq and is a predicted model, not a curated record. Gene Ontology annotation, molecular function: DNA-binding transcription factor activity, RNA polymerase II-specific; RNA polymerase II cis-regulatory region sequence-specific DNA binding. NCBI's taxonomy places the organism in Eukaryota, Fungi, Ascomycota, Sordariomycetes, Glomerellales, Glomerellaceae.
AUGGAGCAUCCGCGCCCCGUUCUUCCGUCACAGCGGUACUCCCCCUCACCCGUCUACAGUUACGAUAGCAGACGAUGUACGCCUACGGGGAGACAGCCCUUGAGGGAGUCAACCGGCAACGCUCAGCCAGGAUCUCAUCUGGGCAGUUUGGCCUCGUCGUGUCGUAACAGCCCGCUGGGUCUUUUCUCACCGGGCUUGACCAACAUCCCGACCCCUCCUGUGGUUCCUUCCCAGGCCGGGACUGCCUACAGAAGCAGUAACAGCCUUCGUAGGCCAGACGCUCUUCACUUGGCGAGACGAGGGCGACAUGACAUCAACCCCAUCUACUAUGCACCAGAGUUUCGCCCAUACCGGGACAAGCAAGAUCAGAAGGACCCAAAUGAGAAGCAGAUAUGGCCUAGAGUUUUGGAAGAUGCUUUUCUCGACUCGCUGCUCAUCAUCCCCCACAUGGGGAGGAAGAAGUACAGCAUGCAGGGAAAGCAGUUUGGCCGCAACAUGCUCAUCAGUGAAUAUCUUUGGAUCGCCUACUGUUGCAGCUUGCAACCCGGACAAAAGGCCGAGGAGCGAAAGCGAAAGCAAGUGUCCAGUCACAUCCAAGUCGUCAAAAAAAUGUUUGAAAAGCACCGGUGCUAUCACUUCUUCUUCGUCAAGGAUCCAGACAAGAGCGAAGCCCGUCUCAAGGACAACCUGGAAAUGGCCUCCUUCAAAGACAACCCGGUUCUCAUUGCUCUUUCCGAGGGUCGCCUUCCGGACGUGCGUCCCAACUAUGAGUACUUUGCCCAGAUUCUCGCCAUGGAUUCACUCGUGGUCAUGCGCCCCAAGACCUGCUGGAUUUUCGUGGCUUCCUCCAAUGUGAGAAUGGAGGAGAACGGUGACGCCUACGACCAACAUGGUAAACUCCUCGACCACGAUUACUACCCUCACUUGGAGAAGAACAUGCACAAAGAAGACGGUCUGUCCCGCGGUCUGAACGGCAGCGUUCUUCUACACGAGUACAACCGGGAGCUUGCUCAGAAGGAGUCCUCGGCCGUCACGGAACUCUCUCAGGAGUGGGAGGCCAAGUUCACACCCCUCCACAAAUCUCUCGAGUACGCCAUUUCCGAUAACAAGUGGCUCGACAUCUUGGAGAUGACUGUGACGUUGGAGAUACACCCUCGCAGCAAUUUCCCAGGCGGCUCAGAACUCAAUGGCUUCGUCGAGCUGAGCAUCUCUCAGCCUGCUCUGCAAAACCACCGCUGGAAGUGUGUCACCAAGCUCGCCAGACCGGAGGAGCUCCGCCACGGCGACAACGAGCCGUGCGUCGUGGAGCAAACCAGCGAAGUCGGGGUCCAGUACACUCACAGACCCGGAUGCCAGGACAACAAGUUCGACUGCGACUGCCGAUCCCGUCCCAGGCAGGAUGUGCGAGUUCCCUUCCCCGCGGCCGAAUGGGCCAGCAUCUUGAGUACUUGCGCCGGAUAUCUCGAGCCAGUCGAGAACAAGAACAAGAUCGAAGACGACGACGAGAGGGCCAAGGCCGCUGAAGAAGCCGCCCUGGAAGCAGAACGCACCACGGCAGAGCUGAUCCAACAAGUCGGCAUGUUCCAAGAGCUGUGGUCCGCACCGCCUGACAACAACACCAACAACCCCGACCGUCGCGUCUGGACCCGACGUGGCAUCAUCCUCUGGAAGUUCCGCACCAUCCACGCCUUCGACGACAAGUGGAACCCCAUCUUUGAGAAGCCGGCAGCGCAGAAAGGCAAGCGACCGACGGACGAGGAUGGUGACGAGCAACCCGCUAGCACCUCUUCCCGUCGCGGAGGCCGUCCCAAGCGGGUUUUCAACCCCCCGGGCACCACUUGGCGCUUCCUUACGGCUCUCGACCCCGUCUCGCAGGCCCAUCAGCAGAACGUCUGCGUGAACCCCGCCGCCGCUCCCACCCGCGACAUGCUCAUGGCGCCCACCCCUCCCUACUCCCACCACCUAGCCGCCGUCAUGAACGACAACCUCAGCUCCGCCUGGGACUCCGUCACCAUGCCUUGCCAGCUGCCCAGCCUCGCAUCCACCGGCACUCUCGGCCUGAUGGACAGCUUCUCCCACGGACUCGCCACGCCUCCCCCGACGGCGUCCAUUCACUCCUCCUACGCAAGCAGCUACGACGGCCACGAGCUCGCCAGCGGUCCCCACCAUCAGCUGGACUUCCUGGCUGGCUCGGGCACGACCUCCAUGGACAGCCAGAGCACGCUCGUCGCCGACAUGACGCCGACACCCGCCGACCCGUUCCUGUCCGCGACGGCGGGUAUCCAGGUUUCAAACGGCGUGGGCGUCGGCGUGUACGACGACACGGCGGACGUCGAGGGGAUGUCCGAAUGGGACACGGCGACCUCGUCCUUCCACAGCCUCCACCACUGGAACGGCUGGAACGACCCGGCCUCGUCGUCGUCGUCAUCGGACGUCAAGACGCAGCAGCAUCAGCAGUGGCAGAGCGAGAACCAGCGCAGCACGGCGGCCAACGCCAACCUCUGGGCGGACAGCAGCAAAGAUCACCAUCACCAGCAGCACCACCACCAACACUCGUCCUGGAACCAGCAGCCGUGGGCUCAGGCCGUCUCGGCAGUCGCGGCGGUGGCCGGCACGGACGGCAGGUCGGGCUGGUCACCCCUGGACCAGCAGCGCGGGCUUCCCUCUCUCGAGUCCAUCAGCCCGCUCAAGUCGCUCGCCAGCGCCGGCGGCGGCAGCAGGAAGAGGGCGCGCUCCAACAGCCUCGACAUGGAGAGCCGGGAGAACUUCCCCGCCACGGCCAUCCAGAAACUGGUGCACCACCGAGCGCCGGCAGCUGUGAUGGAUGAGGGCGGUCACGGGCACCGGAGUUGGGACUGA